CGGUGAGAAGCGGAGGCGGAGGGAGACGCGGAGCUACGCGAGGCACGCUGUCCGUUUAUUUAGCGUCAGUUUAAACGGUGCGGGAGUUGAGAGACAGAGAGAGACGCCGCGGGGUUUGGGGACGCUGUGUUCGGCUUCAGGAUGAUGAAGUUUCGGUUCAGGCGGCAGGGGAACGACCCCCAGAGGGAGAAGAUUAAGCAGGACCUCUUCGCGUUUAAUAAGACUGUCGAACAUGGAUUCCCCAAUCAGCCCAGUGCUUUGGCUUAUGACCCAAAACUGCAGCUUAUGGCCAUCGGAACCAAGUCAGGAGCCAUCAAAGUAUAUGGGUCUCCUGGAGUGGAGUUCACUGGACUUCACAAAGACACAGCUACAGUCACACAGAUGCACUUCCUUCACGGACAGGGGAGGAUCCUGUCUCUGUUGGAUGAUAACACACUGCACCUGUGGGAGAUUGGGCAGAGGGAACAGUGCUCCAGCCUGGAGGAAGUGUGCAGUUUCACCAUCCCCUGCAGAACAGUCAUCGAAAGCACCAGUGCAACACGAGUGACCGUUCUCCUGCCAAAACUCAGCUGUGACCUGCUGGCUGUGGGCACUGAAGGCGGUGGAGUUCACUUCUUGGAGCUGCCCUCUUUGACUCUUCUGGACAAGUCUCUGUUUCAGGAUGAGAUCAUGCAGAGUGUUCCUGAUGAGUAUAAGUGUGGGAAGUCUCUGGGGCCGGUGGAGUCCCUGCAGGAGCAUCCUCAGCACCCCGACAAAAUCCUCAUCGGCUACAGCAGAGGCCUGGUGGUGCUGUGGGAUCUACAAACUCGACAUGUAGACAACCUCUUUCUGGGAAAACAGCAGCUGGAGAGUUUGGUCUGGGAGCGGUCGGGGAACAGCUUUGUCAGCUCCCACAGUGAUGGCGGGUACAUGGUGUGGUCUGUUAGUAGCAGCACCCCUUGCACCAAUGAACCAGUCAGCUCCACUAUAACAUACGGUCCGUUUCCCUGUAAAGCCGUGAACAAGAUCUUAUGGAGGACCGCAGAGUCGGGAGCUCCGCUGGUGCUGUUCAGCGGCGGCAUGCCCCGCGCCAGCUACGGAGACAGACACUGCCUAACAAUACUGCAGGACAGCCAGCACGUUACCCUCGACUUCACCUCCCGAGUCAUCGACUUUUUCACCGUCCACUGCACAGACGCACACAGUGAAUUUGAUGAUCCUUCAGCCCUUGUUGUCCUUCUGGAGGAAGAGCUGGUGGUGAUAGACCUUCAAACAGCUGGCUGGCCCACAAUCCCCGCCCCUUACCUGGCUCCUCUACACUCCUCGGCCAUCACCUGCUCCUACCACAUCUCCAACGUGCCAACCAAGCUGUGGGAGAGGGUGGUCAGCGCCGGUCAGCAGCAGGGAUCUCUGCAGACUCACACGAACUGGCCGAUAUGCGGAGGGAAAAACUUAGCACCAGAUCCAAAACAGCAAGAGCUGAUGCUAACUGGUCACGAGGAUGGCACUGUGCGCUUUUGGGAUGCGUCAGGAGUGUCGCUCAGGCCUCUCUACAAACUGAGCACAGCUAACAUCUUCCAGACUGACUGUGACCACAAUGACAGCCUGACGCAGGCCGGCGAGGAGGAGUGGCCUCCUUUCAGAAAGGUGGGCUGUUUCGACCCAUACAGUGAUGACCCCAGACUCGGAAUCCAGAAGAUCUGCCUGUGUAAAUACAGUGGUAAACUGGUGGUGGCUGGAACUGCAGGGCAGGUGAUCGUGUUGUAUCUGUCUGAUGAGAAGUCCGAUCACAUGAUCGAUGUGGCCACAGUGGAUCUCCUGCAGGACCGGGAGGGUUUUACGUGGAAGGGUCACGACAGGCUGCCCCCGAAGUCUGGCUCUGUUGUGUUUGCUCCUGGAUUCCAGCCGGUUGUCCUAGUGCAGUGCAUGCCCCCCGCGGCGGUUACUGCGGUAACGCUGCACGCCGAGUGGAACCUCAUUGCGUUUGGCACCAGUCACGGCUUUGGCCUCUUCGACUACCAUCGCCGGAGCCCAGUGCUGGCAAGGUGCACACUUCACCCUAAUGACUCUCUGGCUAUGGAGGGGCCGCUCUCACGGGUCAAGUCUCUGAAGAAGUCUCUGCGGCAGUCGUUCAGGAGAAUCAGGAAGAGCAGAGUGUCUGGGAAGAAGCGUGUGUUGGUCAGCAGUCCCUCCAGUAAAGUCCAGGAGGCUAACGCCCAUCUAGCAGAGCAGGAUGCUGAGGUCACGCCGGUGCAGAGACGGAUUGAGCCACGCUCGGCUGAUGACUCACUCUCUGGUGUUGUGCGCUGUCUCUGCUUUGCUGACACCUUCCUCCGAGACGGAACGCACCAUGGCCCCACCAUGUGGGCGGGGACGAACUCGGGCUCGGUGUACGCGUACGCCCUGGACGUGCCCUCGCAGGAGAAGUUUUCGGAGCAGAGUGUGGAGGCCCUGCUGGGGAAGGAGAUCCAGCUGAUGCACAGAGCUCCGGUGGUGUCCAUCGCUGUGCUGGACGGCAGAGGAAACCCGCUGCCAGAGCCGUACGAAGUUUCCAGAGACCUCGCUAAAGCUCCAGACAUGCAGGGCAGCCAUUCGGUCCUGAUUGCCUCUGAGGAGCAGUUUAAGGUGUUCAUGCUGCCUAAAGUUAGUGCCAAGACUAAAUUUAAGCUGACGGCUCAUGAAGGCUGCCGUGUGCGGAAGGUGGCUCUGGUGAACUUCAGCAGUGUGGCUUCUGAGGAUUACUCUGAGAAUGGCCUGGUGUGUCUCACCAACCUGGGAGACAUCCACGUGUUCAGUAUACCUGCACUGAGACCGCAGGUGCGCCACGACUGCAUCCGCAAGGAGGACAUCAGCGGCAUCGCCUCCUGUGUGUUUACAAAGACUGGGCAAGGAUUCUAUCUGAUCUCGCCCUCCGAGUACGAGCGGUUCUCUCUGUCUGCGCGGGUCAUCACAGAACCGCUGUGUCAGGUGGAGUUUGAUCGACCACAUGAUUCAUCAGAAACCAGCUUCUGCACAACAGUUCCACCCCAGGCCAACGGCGCACACAAGACUCCGUCAUCAGGAGAGAGCAGGUCUGCAGGGGAGGCUGAAGGAGUGUUUGAUGAGGUGAGUCCUUUGUCCUCUUCUGCCCUGGAUUCCCCAAACAGCAGCGCUGACAUCACACUCGACACCACAGGAGAGCUCACGGUGGAGGAUGUGAAAGACUUCCUAGUGACUGUGGACGAGGCUGAGAAUAACUUGAGGAAUAUGACAGAGGAAGAUGGACGACCUUCUGGAAUUCUCAUCAACUGAGCAGAAAUGACAACUGGAGGGCUCUUACAGGAGAGGUGAUGACUAAUCUUCUGGUUUCUCCUAAUCACAACUUGAGAAGGAGGAUAUGGCUCUGGGAAUUUGGACAAUGGCGGGAAUGCUGCACGGUUCCUUGUGCCAGAAUGUGGAAUGUUUGACCUUUUGCCCUCUCCUCACCUCGUCUGUUCUCCCAGUGCGUUUCUUCCCUUCAACACUAACGCUGCUCUCACUGUGGGAGCGCCGGGGUGUUACUCCUAGAGCUUCAAAUGAAGAUCAGAGGUAGAUCACAAGUGUUGCACAACAUGCAGGCAAGAGGUGGUGGUCAUGAUACUUGAACUGACCAUGUGUUCAAGUAUAUAUGAUCUUUUGUCUUGUUUCCUUUUGCUUUACUUUCUCCUACACAUUCCUCUUUCCAUGUGCCACUAUGCCACUUUCUGCCUGUCCCCUCUCACUGUGUGUGCACCAUUUUAGAGGGAGUGUAUCCAGUAUGAAUUGUUUCUGUUGCCUCCCAACAGCUUUUUCAACCUUAUCCGUGAUGGUUUCUGCUGACACUCAGGAGGCCAUUGAAAAGUUCAUCUUAUGGACCCUGUGGGUUUAAUAGAAUAUAAUAGAUUUUUUUUGCCCUUUGCUCUCUUCCCUCUUAUUUUGUCAAUGGUUCCUGUGUAGCCACUCACCAUUAUGAAUAAUUCUGACAAUUAACUGUGAACUAUAGACGCUGAAGGAGCAUGGUGUUGUAAUCUUGCAAGUAUUCUCAUCAGUAAUUAGCCAGUUUUGAGCUUUGAGUUUAUUACUCAUGUAUGCUUUUGUUAAAGUAUUAACAGAAAAAUGAAGGAACUAAUAAUUACUGAUUUUUCUAUGUACCCUGUAUUCUAUAGAAUAAUUUUAUACCACCCAUUUAAUUUGGAUUUCUACUGUUUGUUUAUUUUUAUAUAGAGAGAUUAUUUAGGAAUUCUGUCUUUCCAAAUCAGUGAAUUUCGGAAACCACAGGUUCACUGUAGCUCAUCCAGCUGAUGAUGAAGUGACUUAGAGAAGGAAACCUUAAGAAACGAAUAUUGUGCCAACAAUGCAAAAUGUUUUGCAGUGGAUUUUAGAAUUGACUAGGAUUUUUUUUUCUUUUUACCGUCUUUUAGAAGUUAAACUGCUACAUUUGCAUCAUGUUUUCCAGGGAAAUUACGACAUACUUCACACACUGCUUGGUAAAGGUUAUACUUUUUUAACGCGGUCACUCAUUUUCUGUAGUGUUACGCCAGUGGAAUUCCUGUUUUUAGAUGUCAAUGGGACCUCACUAAUCUUGUUCAAUUAAUCUGUAUUUUUUUGUAUAUUUUUGUCUUUAUUAAGAACUUUAACCUUUACCUGUUACAUCCAAAAUCCAUAGCCUGUGAAUCUGUAUUUAAUUUGUUUCUUGUGUAGAACUGUAAUGAAGAUUAUAGCUAUGCUAAUGGAGAAUGUUAAUAAAGUAUUUACUCCUUUAA
Molecule: messenger RNA, 4739 nt
Organism: Astyanax mexicanus (Mexican tetra)
Lineage: Eukaryota; Metazoa; Chordata; Actinopteri; Characiformes; Acestrorhamphidae
Gene: llgl1
Product: LLGL scribble cell polarity complex component 1
Exons: 23
Coding region: 142-3270 (1042 amino acids)
Biological process (GO): cortical actin cytoskeleton organization; regulation of protein secretion; regulation of Notch signaling pathway
Cellular component (GO): plasma membrane; cortical actin cytoskeleton; cytoplasm
Molecular function (GO): myosin II binding; GTPase activator activity
Source: RefSeq, a predicted model, not a curated record